AUGAAACAUAUUUUGUACAUAUCAUUUUACUUUAUCCUUGUUAAUUUAUUGAUAUUUCAAAUAAAUGGAAAAAUAUUAAAGAAGUCUGAAAAUGAUGAAAUCAUAAAAUCUAACUUGAGAAGUGGUUCGUCAAAUUCUUUGAAUCAAAUAUAUGAGGAAAAACACGAAAAGAAUCAUGCUUUAUCUCAUAAUUCAUAUGAGAAGACUAAAAAUAAUGAAAAUCAUAAAAUUUUCGA
This is a messenger RNA of Plasmodium reichenowi, 236 nucleotides long. Its product is annotated as liver stage antigen 1. Lineage: Eukaryota; Apicomplexa; Aconoidasida; Haemosporida; Plasmodiidae. The record is from RefSeq and is a predicted model, not a curated record. The annotation marks the transcript as partial. The transcript has a single exon.